Messenger RNA from Bacillus rossius redtenbacheri, 4077 nucleotides. RefSeq names its product vacuolar protein sorting-associated protein 18 homolog (gene dor). Bases 225 to 2708 code for a protein of 827 amino acids. Gene Ontology annotation, biological process: endosome organization; lysosome organization; intracellular protein transport. The transcript has 17 exons. Gene Ontology annotation, molecular function: protein-macromolecule adaptor activity. Gene Ontology annotation, cellular component: endosome; HOPS complex. NCBI's taxonomy places the organism in Eukaryota, Metazoa, Arthropoda, Insecta, Phasmatodea, Bacillidae. The record is from RefSeq and is a predicted model, not a curated record.
AAUCAACUGAAGUUGCCAGACCUUGGACGUGUGCGUGUGCCUUUAAUCCAUGUGAACCUCCCGAGUAUGUUUUUGAAAAGUUGGGAAGGGGUGGUUAAUUUCAGUAUAUUUGUUUAGUGGGGCUCUUGGUUUUUGAAGCUGGCGAUGUCUUGUAAAAAUGUAAUUUAAGCAUAGUUAUAAUCUACAAAUUAUUUUCAUACACUGAGGGAUUGUAUUCUUGCAGAAUGACAUCAUUAUUUGAUCAAUAUGAGCAAGCCUCUCAACGAUUCAGGGGGUCCGCUGCUUCCACAAUUCGACCAGAAAUGAGCACCACUGGCUUCAUCCACAUGAAGCUGGAGGAGGACCCGCCGAUAUUCAGCAAGCAGAAGGUGAACUUCACGCCGACGGACCGGGUAACCCACCUCCGGGCCUGCAGCGACCUGCUGGUUCUGACCAUGGCCAACAACCUGCUCCUGCGCAUCGACCUCCGCAACCCGGACAAGCCAGAAGAAAUCGACCUGAGCAAGCACGCGACCACCAGCCUGCGGCUGAGCAGCGUGUUCCUGGACCCCCUGGGGCAGCACUCGCUCCUCAGCUUCGCGGCCAAGACGCCCGACGCCGCGCCGGACCUGGUGUACCUGGCCAGGAGGUCCAGCAAGCUGAAGCAGCUUCAUAAGUUUAAAGGACAUGAAGUAACAGCUGUUGGUUGGAAUUAUCGUAAUGAAUCUGAUUCUACAACCGGACCAAUUCUACUAGGAACUUCAAAGGGGCUCAUUUUUGAAACUGAAAUUGUACCAGAAGGUGAUAGAAUAUUCCAGUCUGGUUUGGAACAGUACUUGAAGCAGGUGUUCGACAUCGGCAAGGGCAGCGUGACGCAGAUCACGGGCCUGGAGUUCCACCGGGUGCCCGGCAGCGACAAGUACUUUGUGCUGGUGACGACGCCCAGCCGGCUCUACCAGUUCAUUGGCUACGUCUCCAACUCCGAGGAGAAGCCCCUGCUCCAGCAGAUCUUCAACAGCUACCUCACGGUCCCAGAGAGUUUUCAGGAGAUCCCCAGCUCUUUGAAGUAUUCCAAGCUGCAGUUCCUGUACCAAAACUUGCGAGGCCUGCCCAAGAUGUUUGCCUGGCUGACAGAGCCAGGCAUUUUUUAUGGUCAGCUGGACCCCAGUGGCCAGGCGUCGGUGCUGACGAAAAGCGAGUUGCUGCAGUACCCUGCGCCGUCACCGGGCGCGCCUCUGUCCUUCGUCCUCACGGAGUUCCAUGCCUUGCUGCUGUACACCGACCACGUGAAGGGGGUCUCGCUGCUGAACGAGGAGCUUGUUUUCGAAGACUACUACAACGAGGCUUUCGGGAAGCUUGUUGACAUCACCAAGGACCCUAUAAGGGGCACCAUCUGGGUGUUUGCGGAGAAGGCAGUGUUCCGCUUCAAAGUGAUGCGGGAAGAGAGAAAUGUCUGGCAGAUAUAUAUGGAGAAGGGAGAGUUCGAUCUCGCUAAGAAGUACUGCGGUGACAACCCAGCACACUUGGACCAAGUGUUGGUGAAGCAAGCGGAGAUGUACUUCAACACUAAAAUGUACAAAAAGAGUGCUCUUCAUUACGCUGAAACCCAGUCGUCAUUUGAAGAGGUAGCGCUGAAAUUUUUGCAAGUUUCCGAGAUUGAUGCUCUGAAGACAUUCCUAAUAAAGAAGCUGGAAGGCUUGAGGCCCCAGGACAAGACGCAGAUAACGAUGAUCGUGAUGCUGGUCCUGGAGCUGACCUUGAACCAGCUCGGCUGCCUGCGGGACCAAGGCGAGGAAGGGUCCGCCCAGUACAGCCAGUUGCAGAAGGAGCUGGACUCGUUCCUCGCACGCCCGGAGGUGACGGAGUGCGUGAAGAACAACCACACCACGAUGUACGACCUGAUGGCCAGCCACGGCGACAAGCAGAACCUCGUCAAGCUCACCAUCAUCAACAAGGACUACGAGAGGGUCAUUCGUCAUCACAUCAACAAGAAUAACCAUUUGGAAGCGCUGGACGUGCUGAAGAGCCAGACGAGGAAGGAGCUGUUCUACCAGUUUGCCCCGGCGCUGAUGCAGGCCAACCCCAAGCAGACGGUGCAGGUUCUGAUCAGCCAGGGGCGCAACUUGAACCCCUCCAAGCUGCUCCCCGCCCUCGUCACCUGCGACGAGAACCAGGCGGGAGAGGCCAUUCGCUACCUGGAGUUCGCCAUCCACUCUCUGAACUGUCAGCAGCAGGCCGUCCACAACUACUUGCUGUCCUUGUACGCCUGCCACAAGCCGGAUAAGCUGAUGCACUACCUCGCUGUGCAAGGCCAGGACGCCCUGAUGAUCCACUACGACGUGCACUACGCCCUGCGCCUGUGCCGCGAGCGGGGGCUGGCCCAGGCGUGCGUGCAGCUGUCGGCGCUGCUGGGGCUGUGGGAGUCCGCGGUGGACCUCGCCCUCACGGUCAGCGUGGACCUGGCCAAGCAGACCGCCAGCAUGCCGCAGAACGACACGGAGCUGCGCAAGAAGCUGUGGCUCAAGAUAGUCACUCGUUCCACACACCUCGCGGGGCCGCACCUCUGGCGCAACUCUCGCCGCAGCACCCCUCGUGGGUCUCCGCCGCAGGACUCCGUCGCCGCACUCCGCCGCAGCCGCCGCCGACGCACUUGCCUUCGCCGAGGAUCCACUCGACGACGCCUCGCUCGGAACUUCGCUUGGAACUCCGCCGCACCCCCGACACUAUAACCCAGUACUGAACUCUUCGCACUGGAACCUUCGUCCAAGGACUUCGCCACUCUGCCGCACCCGCGGCUUUAUCGCCCCGGAAGCUCCGCCGCGGGAAGGCUCUCGCCUGAACUCUCUCUCUGAACUCUCUCUCUCUGAACUCUCUCUCUCUGAACUCUCUCUCUCUCUCUCUCUCUCUCUCUCUCUCUCUCUCUCUCUCUCUCUGAACUCUCUCCUGAGUUUUUAUAUGUCAGCCGCCAUUUCUGUAACUCACGAGCGCGGCCGGGGCCAGUCGCGUCAUUCCGCGCCGACCCGACGGCAGAAAUCUCUCGAAACACGUGUCGGCGGCUCGCGUAACUCCGCAGCUGUCAGGUUUCAGUUACGUGUCAAAGACAUGGCGCCGCGCGGGGAGUGGUGGGAAGGAGGGGGGAAAGCCACAAUCCUUGUUAUCUUCCAGGCGCGCGCGGCACAUAUCAUAUUGCGGCAGCCGCCAGCCAGCUCUGCACUUGCACGUGUCCCGGCUUUGUUCAUGUUCGUAACAAUACGUUCAAACAGAUGUGAUAUUUUUCAUAUUAUGUGAGUUACAGUGAUUUUUCUGUUUUUCAAAAACCUUCCUCAUUUCUACCCCUUUGGUCGGAUAUUGCCUAUUAACAAACUUGGCCGAGAUUUUCCACUACUAGGUUUUAUGUAUCAGUUUGGAAGUGUUUGUGAAAAAUUGUGACAGUUAUCAUGUCCACAAAAUUUAGACAGAGCUUCAAAGCAAAUUCAAUCAUUUAAAUACUAAUAGCACCACCUAAACAUACAAAUCACAGACAUUUUGAUGUUCUGGAAUUGGCUGUAAUUUCUUCAAAAUAUUUGGCUUCAGACAAAUUAUUUGCUUCUUAAUUUAAAUUGUCUGCCCAACUAUCAAAAUGGCUCAAGUGCUGUCACCACCAUUGACUCAAGCCCGAAUAAAAUUGUGGUUAGUCCUCAAGCAAAUAGUUGCUAUACACAACAUGCACGUAAAUUAUAACUAUUAUAAAAAAAAAUUCUUCAUAUAUUAGGUAUUUACAACGAAAUGUAUUUAUAAUUCCUAACAAUUAAUUAUUUCAGUACUUAUUUAGUGAAAUAAGUUAUUAGCCAGGCAGAUACAAAAAAUAUUUCCGUCCAGAAGUUAACAAGCCAUCAUAAGUAUGUAGCCUAUGUUGUGUAUUUAUUCAUCGUGAAUAUAUCACAUUGUAUUAUAAGUUUAUUAAAAAAAGCAGAUUAAUCAUAAAUUUAAAAAAAAAAUGUUUCAAGUAGUGAGAGAUAGUUUUAUUGUUCAAGUAAUUCUCCCCAUCCUUCCCUUACCCACAAUUUAUAAAAGUAGGUAUUGAAAUUGUACUAAAGUUGUGCUGUGGAUUCCAACCUC